AUGAACAAUUCCCAGUCAUGGCCCAUGUGGUGGCGUAUCACUGCCCUGGUAAACUUGAGUGUUUAUAAUAUGAUGAACAAUGUUUUCGCUGCUGGCAUUGCACCCUUGUUUGGCUUGAUCAUGGAAGAAUUCCAUUGUGAUCUCCAACAGGUAUCACAACUGUCCUCUUAUACUCUGCUUAUGCUAGGCCUUGCGAACCUCUACCUGAUCAUUGCCGUGUCUUUUAUUGGAAGGCGCCUCACGAUUCUUAUAUCCUUGUCUGUUCUUAUGGGAUCAAAUAUAUGGGCUGCAAAGGCCACCUCGUUUCAAGCUCUACUUAUUACAAGAUUUUUGGGCGGUAUUUCGGGUGGUGUAGUUGAGGGCCUUGCGCCGCUCAUGAUUGCCGAAAUGUUUCCGCGGGACCAAAUGGGGAAGGCCAUGGUUGUAUAUGUGUUUUUCACUGCGGCCGGAUCGUCCCUCGGGUCAAUGUUUUCAGGUAUCAUUGCACAGAGUCUACAUGAUUGGCGGUGGUUCUUUACUAUCUGCGCCAUUAUUCUUGGUGCAAACCUUUCCGCUUGCCUCCUGAUGCUCCCAGAAACUUAUCCUAUCGUGACACCUAAUGGAGAGGUAACAAACACUCCCAAUGCUGAGCAUAUCCAAUCCAAAUUAUCUGAUCAUGAUGUAUCUGCGACACACGUUGAAAUGGGACUAGAUGAGACAGUCGAGAGUUUUUCCUUACUUCGUCUGUGGAUAGAAAGAUCAUUCUAUCCACACAUUUUCAUAAGUCGUCAAAAGCGGUUUUAUAUUCUUUGGAUUAACUCUUUCCGUCUCUUUCUUACUCCCGAGGUGCUCACAACAAUGCUUUUUUGGGCUGCAUGUGUUGGAUGGGUCUUAGUCUCAGCCAUUAUUUCAUCCGCCGUCUACCAGAAAGCUCCAUAUUUUUGGUCCAGCGAACAAGUUGGCCUCCUCAACUUGGGUCCUUUCCUGGGAUUAGUUCUGGGGUUUCCUCUCGGAGGUAUAGUGGCCGAUCGCUUUAUUUCAAGCCGUUCCGAUGGCGAAGUCAGACGAGCUCCAAAGGCGCGCCUCCCUCUGCUGCUCCCUGGUGCUGUCAUAUCGCCAAUCGGAUGUCUUUUGAUGGGUCUCACCCUCCAUUACACUUGGCAUUGGAUAGGAUUUGCUGCAGGUUUUGGAAUGCUUGCUUUCAGCGUCACUUCAUCUUGCAACAUCCUACUCACUUACUCGGUGGACACAUUCAGAUUGCACGCUGCCCAAAUAGGAUUGGUUGUGAAUAUGACCAAGUAUAUCCUCUCAUUUGGGAUGACAUUCGGAGUGAUCGACUGGUACGUGACAAAAGGUCCUCUUUCACAAUUUGGAACAAUGGCCGGAACGCUCUGGGCCAUUUACUUUCUAUCAAUGCUUUUGUAUUUCUUGAGUAAACCGGUUGCUCGCAUCUCAUGUUGGGCCCUUUCGUCUCCAUCAUGA
This is a messenger RNA of Talaromyces proteolyticus, 1461 nucleotides long. RefSeq names its product major facilitator superfamily domain-containing protein. Lineage: Eukaryota; Fungi; Ascomycota; Eurotiomycetes; Eurotiales; Trichocomaceae. The record is from RefSeq and is a predicted model, not a curated record. Gene Ontology annotation, biological process: transmembrane transport. Bases 1 to 1461 code for a protein of 486 amino acids. The transcript is spliced from 3 exons. Gene Ontology annotation, molecular function: transmembrane transporter activity.